UUGACUAAUUCGUAGUUUUCUACAUUCAAAUCAACUAAAAUCCAAUUCGCAUUUCUCUUUUCCCACACCCCUUAAAAAACGCUCCCAUUUUCGCCAUUUUACCCGCGCCUCCACCUCACACCACCCCCUCUCUCUCCUCCCUCUCUCUCUCUCCUCUCUCCUCUCUCUUCUUUCUCUCUCCUCUUCUCUCUCCAUCUCCCCCUCCUAAGAACACAACGCGAUGAUGCCCCGAUCCUUACUCUUCGUACUAUUAACCCUAGGCUCCGCCUCAAUACCCUUCUCCCUCGCCGCAUCGGUCGGAGACACGUGCUCGACCAAUGGAGAUUGCGGCGCGGGGAUGCGAUGCGGCGGAUGCGGCGGCGGUUCCUCGAUCUGCACGCAGAUCCGGCCGAUCGAUCCCGAAACGCAGGGCAAGGGUUUACCGUUCAACCGGUACUCGUGGCUCACGACGCACAACUCGUACGCGCUCACGGGGGAGAGCUCCGCCACCGGGUCCCCGCUCAUCUCCCCCACCAACCAAGAGGACAACAUCACCUCCCAGCUCCAGAACGGUGUAAGGGGUUUGAUGCUUGACAUGUACGACUUCGAGAAUGACAUCUGGCUGUGCCACUCCUUCGGUGGAGUCUGCUACAACUUUACUGCCUUUCAACCGGCCAUCAAUGUGCUCAAAGAAAUCCAAGCCUUUCUUGCGGCAAACCCUUCAGAGGUCAUCACCAUCUUCAUUGAAGACUACACAGCACCGGGCGGCCUCACAAGAGUAUUCAAUGCUUCUGGCCUCAUGACAUACUGGUUCCCGGUGUCCCAGAUGCCCAAGAACGGUGGAGACUGGCCUUUGCUCAGCGAUAUGAUCAGCAAGAACCAGCGAUUGUUGGUCUUCACGUCUAAGUCCAAGAAGGAGGCUGCAGAGGGGAUUGCCUAUGAAUGGAAUUAUGUAGUUGAGAAUCAGUAUGGUGACGAGGGAAUGGUGGCGGGCUCGUGUCCAAACCGAGCGGAGUCGUCCCCAAUGAACACAACAUCUAAGUCACUCGUUCUAAUGAAUUACUUCCGGACAGAUCCAAACUUGACUGAGGCUUGCUCGGAUAAUUCCGCGCCGCUACUCAGCAUGCUUACAACAUGUCAUGAUCUUUCCGCCAAUCGCUGGGCUAAUUUCAUUGCGGUCGAUUUCUAUAUGAGGAGUGAUGGAGGGGGAGCACCACUAGCAACAGAUGUGGCGAAUGGGCAUCUGGUUUGUGGGUGUGACAAUAUUGCCUACUGCAAGGCUAAUGCUACCUUCGGCACCUGCGACGUGCCGCCAUCUCCUCCCCCGUCCAAAGCACGACCAGGCUCGAAAGCACCCUCGGCAAGUUCGACGAACUCGAAUACGUCUGCUGCUUCGUCGCCUUUUAUACCCUAUCGAUGGUGUUGGAUGUUUGAGAUAGCAUCAUUAGCCUUGGUUCUUCUUCUGUUGUGAGGUACAUUCAUUUGCUAUUACUAGUAUUGAGUUGCUUCAUGUUGUUGUAAUAGUUUUUGAAACAUAAUUUUUUAUUGUGACUACAACUGAUGCCUUUAAUUAUCUUUAAUACAUUGAAUAACAGGUGUUUUCAGUUUUCUUUUUAUUA
This is a messenger RNA of Ananas comosus (pineapple), 1598 nucleotides long. Its product is annotated as PI-PLC X domain-containing protein At5g67130-like. Gene Ontology annotation, molecular function: phosphoric diester hydrolase activity. Lineage: Eukaryota; Viridiplantae; Streptophyta; Magnoliopsida; Poales; Bromeliaceae. The transcript is spliced from 8 exons. Gene Ontology annotation, biological process: lipid metabolic process. The record is from RefSeq and is a predicted model, not a curated record. The coding region runs from base 221 to 1450 and encodes 409 amino acids.